AUCCAUCUUCAAGGAGAAAAGUAGUAGUGACGUGCAAUUCUAGGUUGUGCAUACAUAUGUUGUUAAAUAUUCGCAAUGUUUAUCCAAAGAGCAAUAUAUACACUGUUUUAUACGCACAAAAUUGCUAUAUAAUUUUGCAUUUUAAUCGCCUUCUUUCUCUCCUUUUCCUAUUCGUUUUCCUUUUCCUAUUAAUUUAAUCAUGACCGAGAAUUUAUGGUACACGUCGUUUAGGAAUGAACAGGCGUUAUCGGUAAUAAAACAACUAUUGUAUACAAUUCUUUAUCUCUCACGCUCUUCAGUUUACUUGCUAAAUAAUACAAAAAUGUAUUUGUUGGUCAAAUUAUAAAAAAUAAUGCUACAUACAAAUUACAUUGUGAAAGAUAGAGUUAUCUUCUCCAUAAUAUCUCCAUAUUUUAGACAAAUCUAUGUGACUGUGCGAGCCAAGACGUAGUAUUCGAUCUAGAGAAAUACAGUCCCUAUCUCGACAAGAUUCGAGCACUCUUUGUGCCUAGUCUAGAAUAUAGAAUCCGUUCCUUGUUGGACGAGUUCCUGUAUAGCACAAAUUCUCGAUGGGCCAAGCAGUUUCCGUGUUUCAACAAGUUCAUCGAUUCAAUAAUUAUGUGGAAGGAUUCUCUGAAUAGAGUCGCUGAAUAUGAUACCGGUAUGAUGGAAGAAAUGAUAAGAAACAUCAUCAAGCGCAUAAUAAAGGACGAUUUGUUUACCUGCUUUCUGGAUUCUGUCAUUUUACAUCAUAGAUUGAAUAAAGUUUGCCGCGAGCUAGAUACGUUGGGCAUCAAAGACAAUAUUUUAAGAAGCUUGAACGUAUGGAACUUUGUCAACGAAGAAGACUAUUUGUUGGAUUGUAAUUGCUUCAAGUAUGUUAUAUAAGAGAUUUUUUUACUGGAAAUUUAAAAUAGCACCACGUGUCAAGUAUCAGCGGUUGAAUAAUCACUUAUUAAAAUUGACAAGUCUUAGCUUUGAUGAAAGAUUAUUCCUUUAUUAAAUGUUUCUUGCGGAUACUUUAGUUCUUUGUCGACCAUCACGGGAAAUUACAACUAAUUUUACUCAAUAGGGAUCUCAAUACUACAAUGAAUUUGAACACGGUAUCCUGCGAUGCAGAAGGAUCGAUCGAGUAUAAAAAGGCAGUCGAGCCAUUAGCAAAAAACGUUUCUAACAGAAGUACCGAGUACACGCGACCAACAACGUCAGAAUAUCGAGAACAUCGACGGAUUCUUGAUCUAAAUCAAGAUUGUCUUCAGCGAACGGAAGACGAUUCAAAUCAUUAUUCUACGUGCGUUGCAACUGGAUCGCAAAAUAUUAGUACUAAUAAAUUAAAUAGACAUUUUGAUGAAAAACCUUACAAUACUAAAUUGAAAAAGAUACGGAAUGGUUUGAAAUUAAGGAUAAUUGUUCACAAGGUAUAUCUAGAAGAUUAUAAACAUUCGACAUUUUCAAGCUUUAAUGUCACUCGCUUACCCCUGCCUUGCAAGCCAAGCAAUUUAAUUAGACGAAUUUUCAAAGCUGACCCAUCUUUAACUGAAUGUUGCUUGAUAGUGAUAAAGCGAAAGUUCGAAAACAGCAUGUAUAAUAUUUGCUCGUGUCUCAACAGUAUUCUCGAAAAAUUCAAUGCCAAGCUGACAAGAGCGUUAUGUCUCAAUUGCGAAAUAUAUCCUGGAUAUAUUAAUUUCAAGAUGAAAGCCAACAAUAUUAAAAAAUGCCUCUUUGUCGCGAGAGUACCGAUUUGCCAGAAUGUUUGUAAACGUGUGAUUCCACAAGAUUACCCUAUUUUCUCCUCAAAAGUUAAUUCAAGCCCAAGUACUGAAAUCGAAUCAAAAUGUCUUGAGCAAUAUAAAGACGAUGGUACGAAUCUUAACGACACACUUGAGCAUAAUGAUACUGAAAAAACUGAAGAGUUCGACACACCUUAUUCUCAAUUGGAUCAAAGCUUCAUAAAAGACGUUGCGAUAGACAUAUCGGAAAAUGAAGCUGAAAGUAAUAAUGAGGAAAUGAUUACAUGUAUGAUAACUGAUUGUGAGAAUGUUUCGAGAUGUGUUCAAAAUCUUGCAAUCUCCUCUUGUAAUAACUCUUGCAAAGAUAUUAUCCAAGAAAUAUCUAAUGACAUGUCAUUGUGUGUCGAUCAUUCUGAGGAAAGAAAUGGAGAAGAUUGUGAAGUUGUGAAUGCAACAGAAAUCAAUUGUGACAACGAUACGGAAAAAUGUCAAGAGGAAAUAUUCGAAUCGAGUAAUUCUAUUACGAAGACUGACACGUCCGCGCAGUUAGUAGACAAUGUGAAUUGUACGUGUUCAUCAUAUGAAAAUUUAAUCGAAAGAAACGAUGAAAUUGAAAAUACUUUUAGUAACAAAGAUUUAGAUGGUUCCUCGCAGACUGUAGGCAUCAACGAUUGGAUUUGUUCUAUGAAUAAAAAGUCGAAUCCAGAAAAUAAAGUUUGUAAUACUGAUACAUGCAGUAUUACGUCAUUUGUACAAAAUUCCGAGUAUGACAAACAAUUAGUAGAAUUAAAUUAUAACCAUUUCUCGAACAGCAAUAUUAAUGCGAUCGAUAAGCGCUUCGAUAAAGAGGAAAAUGAUAACUCAUUAAAUUCAGCAAGAGCAGAAAUUGGAUGUAACUCAUAUUGUUCUUGUCAACGCGAUGAUUUCAUAGAUAUCACAGUCAUCGAUGAUAUUUCUAAAGAAAAUAUUGUUUGUGCUUUUAAAACAUCUCGGAAUAAUUUUGAUACAGUGGAAGCUCCAAGUACAGAUCGCUCCACGACGGUGCAGAUAUCACCUAGAAACAACAAUUUGCUAACGAUUUCCAUUCAUAUGCCUAGAUCAACGAUAGUGUCAAGAGGAAUCAAUGUAGAUACAUGUUAUUCACGAGCGCCUUGGUUGACGUCUGACGACGAUAAAAAUAUAUCCACUGUCACGGAAAGAAGCGAUAGAUGCAAUGAAAUAGCGAGUCUUUCUACUUAUGCUUUAAUUGCUUCUAGGAAAGAAAAUAAAAUUCUUCCUGGUAAAAAGAAGAAAAUUUUUGACGUGAAAGAUGGAACGCAAAAUUGUAUCAUAUCGCCGAAAAGCUUUUCCACGUCGAAGGAAAGAUUCCGAUCCGACGAGGAAUCAAGAGAUUCCAAUAUCUCGACAGGAGAAUAUCUACGCGCGAAAAAUCACUCGAUGUGUGCGACAUCCAACGAAUCGCUAUACUAUCGUGCGUUCGCAACGACAAGUAAAUUUACAAUGAACAACAAACGAAAUAAACUCCAAAAGUCUGAUAAAUCGAGAAAGCUGUCAAAGCUUCACGGGUGUGGAUACGUAAGGUCACGGAAUGAUAUACGUAACAUAACUUCGACAAUGAUCAAACACAAGACAAAGUCUUGCAGAUAUCCAAAUGGUCAUCCUAUGAUGACAAAGUUUCGUAAUUCCGUCGACAAGUCUGUCGACAGAAUAAAGCAUUUGAUUCGCACAAAGCUGAGAAGGAUACUGUUUAAGAAUAAAAUAAGCAAUAAUAAUAAGAUGACCAAAACUUGUUGGAGAAAUAAAAAAUCUGUUCAAGUUACAAGAAGGAAGAAGACUAGUGGUAAACGCAUAAGACAGAAUUAUAGCAUGACUUUAUGCUCGACUUGUGACUGCUGCAGACAAGACUAUACCAUAUCUUCUUGCGAAUCUUCGAAUAUGAUUCCAUCAAUCCGUAGAACGAAAAGAAAGCCAAGUGAGGGAACUAUGAAGUUUUGUGAUCAUAAAUUGACCGAUGAUAGCAAGGGUAUGUUAAGUUCCCGCUCGAUCAAAGCUUCUCCGUGGUCUUAUGAUUUGCUAACUUCUACAACCGAAGAUGUAGAAAAGCUAAAAUUAAAUAAAAACAAUCGAUAUAAUAGAAAGGAAAGAAAUAGAAACACUGUAGACUAUAAUAGAAACUCCCAUCGAUACGACUUGAAACAUUCGGGAACAAGCAUAACGAUUUCUUCACAAUCGACUAAAGUAUCUCUUAUCGAGAAUAAUUCAAAACAUUUUGAACGUUACAUGUAUAAACGGCAAAAAGAGAUAUGUGAUAAACCCAUCUAUGAGCAAGGAUAUUAUAAUCAAGACCAACGUGAAAAUAAGCAAGUACGUCAUGAAUAUGGACAAUUUGAGAAGAAAAACAAAUAUCGAGAUUUACCGAUUAAAUAUACUAAUGGCGAUAGCUAUGAAUCUUUAAAAACAUCGUACACUAGGAAAGGAAACACUAGAAAUAUGCAUCAACAAUUGUUUGAUAUAUCAGGGCUAAGAAAUGGUAAAAGAUUUGCAUCAUCAAGAAAGAAUCAACAAAUAUUUGAGAACAAUGUGUCCGGUCGUCACGAUAAUAGUCUGCGAUCCAAUAAUAAUCUACGUAAGAGACCUGUCUUCACGACUUUAACCGAUGCCUAUAACGAUUAUAUGGACGACCUCGAUCUAGACUUUAAGUUAAGGCUGUUGAGAUACGGGGAACUUUGCAAGAGCAUCAAACGUUCGUUGAUAAGAACGUUACGACCGGACGACGUUUCUGAUGUUAGCACGGCAUCGGUAUCCGAUAGCGAUUUAUGAGAGUUUGAUUUAUUGUGCUGUUGAUAAUCUCGCAUCGAUAUUGCCGUGAAACAUUGUGAAAUAAUAUCGUUAAUAUGACGCUCCUAAUGUUUCAACAUUAAUGUCAUCUUUUAGUCAAUGUUAAAAUUAUUGAGAUUCUUUUUAUUCGAUGUCCCUUUCUAUAACAAAACUAUUUUAUACAGGCGCGUAUGAGAUGCAAAUAUAUUGUUCACGAUCUUAAAUAAAAAUUUUACAUUAUUAAUUAUUUAAAGAAAAUUUACAUUAAAGGGAAUAAGAUUUGACUAGAUUGAAAAUCAGUCCCUCUCUUUCUAUCUCAUAAAAAUAUUGUAAAUAAAAAUCAACUUGAAUGCUCUCAUCUCAUAAAGAGAUACUAAAGUAGUCAUUUUUUGUUAGAGUGACCACGGGGUACGAGUAUGCUAGCAAAUCAAUUCCCUUUAGAUUAAGCUAUAUUCCCGCAGGCGUUCGUUGGCACGUCAGGAUGAUAGUGAAAUCCAAGUUAUUUAGGACGUCCGACUUCGAAGAGAAGAUAAAGUAUUGUACCAACCAU
This is a messenger RNA of Vollenhovia emeryi, 5097 nucleotides long. RefSeq lists its product as uncharacterized. NCBI's taxonomy places the organism in Eukaryota, Metazoa, Arthropoda, Insecta, Hymenoptera, Formicidae. Bases 1089 to 4550 code for a protein of 1153 amino acids. The record is from RefSeq and is a predicted model, not a curated record. The transcript has 2 exons.